Juglans regia (Persian walnut) is the source of this 1379-nucleotide messenger RNA. RefSeq names its product transcription factor MYB54-like. Gene Ontology annotation, molecular function: RNA polymerase II cis-regulatory region sequence-specific DNA binding; DNA-binding transcription factor activity, RNA polymerase II-specific. The record is from RefSeq and is a predicted model, not a curated record. The transcript is spliced from 3 exons. The coding region runs from base 381 to 1133 and encodes 250 amino acids. Gene Ontology annotation, biological process: regulation of DNA-templated transcription. NCBI's taxonomy places the organism in Eukaryota, Viridiplantae, Streptophyta, Magnoliopsida, Fagales, Juglandaceae. Gene Ontology annotation, cellular component: nucleus.
CUCAGGUGCUGGGUCUGUCUAAACCUUCCAACUCCCUAACGGAAAACACUAUCUCAUAUCUCUCCCUUAAAUUCAUCUCUUGGGGGCCCUUUCCCUCUUAAUUUGUCUUCAGUUCUUUCCUUCCUUAAUUCCUUUCUUGCAGUACUCAUGAUCCAGCCUUCUCAGCUAGCUAAUAUAUAUCUAUGCUUAAUUACGUAUUGUGAUCUUGUUUUUCUCGAGAAGAAGAACAAGCAAAAGGGUACUUGAAAUUAGAGGAAUAAUCUCGAUCGUCAUCCUUGAGUUAGCUACUAGCUAGCUAGGGUUUUGAUCAUCGAUCCGCCCUGCUGUUUCUUUUUGGUGGUAUUUAUUCAUUUUUAUUGGAAGAUAUAGAUCAUAAGAUCAUGUGCACCAGGGGCCACUGGAGGCCUGCUGAAGAUGAGAAACUCCGGGAGUUGGUGGAACGCUAUGGACCCCACAACUGGAACGCCAUAGCAGAAAAGCUUCAAGGGAGAUCAGGGAAGAGCUGUAGAUUGAGAUGGUUCAAUCAGCUGGACCCAAGAAUCAAUAGAAGCCCUUUUACAGAAGAUGAAGAAGAGCGGCUUUUGGCUUCCCACAGGAUCCAUGGAAAUAGAUGGGCUGUAAUCGCAAGACUAUUCCCUGGUCGCACUGAUAAUGCAGUGAAGAACCAUUGGCAUGUUAUCAUGGCACGAAGAUGCAGAGAAAGAUCUAAGCUUUAUGCAAAAAGGGCCGCUCAGACUUUAAUGAUCGAGCAAAAAUCUUCUUUAAAGCAAGAAGCCGUACAGAUCAAGAGCUGUGACACAAGAAACCUUUCGCCCUAUAAUUUUGAGAAAUACCGUGAAAUUAGAUAUGAGUACCCUUUCACAAAUUACACACGUCCCCAAUAUCCCAAAGAGUGGUUUUCUCAAGAUCGAAGUCCUUGUAUCACUAUGCUUGAAGAUAAAAGGCAGACGAUUGAGUUUUAUGAUUUUCUGCAAGUAAAUACGGAGUCGAAUGGAAGUGAAGUGAUAGACAAUGCAAGAACUAGAGAUGAUGAGGAGGUAAACCAGCUAGAAGCUGCUGCGGAUCAGGAACAACAGCAGAGCAAGGCUGUAGGUGUUCCAUUCAUAGAUUUCUUGGCUGUUAAUGGAAGCUAGGUAGCUGAUCAUCUUAGUAUGCAUAUAUAUAUGGUUAUAGUGUCUGAAUCAUGAUCAUUUUCAUCAUCAUCAGAUCAAUCGGAAACGACACAUACUGUAAAGGAAUCAUCACUUACAUAUAUAUGUACGUAUCGAGCCUAACUAAUUACUACGUACCUCACCCUGCAGGAUGCAUGUAUGUUGCUACUGCAUUCAGAGAGAUUACAUUUAAAGGCCGUGAUCUGAUCAUGAUCUCGCGCGUGUACG